AACUCGCCAGGCCCACUGACGAAAUACCAAAACCCUAGUUGUACUUUCCUGCCUCUUCUCUCUCCUUUUCUCUCUGUUGAUUCUCAGCGGCACGCCAUAACCAGAGCAGCUCCAAAGUCACAGAAGACGUAGGUAAGUGUAUUCAAGUUCUGUUGGAGAGAUGAGCAGAGGAGGGAGCGCUGGCGGCGGCGCCAAGGCGGCGAAGAAGAAGGGAGCGACGUUCGUGAUCGACUGCGCCAAGCCGGUGGAGGACAAGAUCAUGGAUAUCGCCUCCCUCGAGAAGUUCCUCCAGGAGCGCAUCAAGGUCGACGGCAAGGCCGGCGCCCUCGGCGACUCCAUCACCGUCUCUCGCGACAAGUCCAAGAUCACCGUCACCUCCACCUCCGACUUCUCCAAGCGGUACCUUAAGUACCUGACAAAGAAGUACUUGAAGAAACAUAAUGUCCGCGAUUGGCUCCGCGUAAUUGCUUCAAACAAGGACCGCAGUGUCUACGAGCUUAGGUACUUCAACAUUGCUGAGAAUGAGGGAGAGGAGGAAGAUUAAGAAUCUGCUCCAACAUUAGAAUAUCAUGAUUCACUUGCUCAAAAGAUGUCGUUCACCAUUUUCCAACAUUUCAAUGUUCUUAUUGGAUUUUGGUUUGUAACUCUCUGGCUUUCAGAUUGCAAGCAGAUUUAUUUUCGUUGUCCUUUUCACUAUGAAUCGAGUUUUGAGUUCCAAAA
This is a messenger RNA of Rhodamnia argentea, 720 nucleotides long. Its product is annotated as 60S ribosomal protein L22-2-like. Bases 161 to 544 code for a protein of 127 amino acids. Gene Ontology annotation, cellular component: ribosome. Gene Ontology annotation, molecular function: structural constituent of ribosome; RNA binding. The transcript is spliced from 3 exons. Gene Ontology annotation, biological process: cytoplasmic translation. The record is from RefSeq and is a predicted model, not a curated record. Lineage: Eukaryota; Viridiplantae; Streptophyta; Magnoliopsida; Myrtales; Myrtaceae.